This is a messenger RNA of Schizophyllum commune H4-8, 1098 nucleotides long. RefSeq lists its product as uncharacterized. The record is from RefSeq and is a predicted model, not a curated record. Lineage: Eukaryota; Fungi; Basidiomycota; Agaricomycetes; Agaricales; Schizophyllaceae. The transcript has 3 exons. Bases 1 to 1098 code for a protein of 365 amino acids.
AUGGAAUGGAUCUUUGGAUUACCGCGCGGCGGUCUCUGGUACUAUCUUAGGUCGAAAGAGAACGUUAUCCAUCUCAGGAAGGAUAUCCGUGACAUGUAUCGGCGCGGCGACUUCGUACUGGCUCCGACCUUUGGCGAGACCGCGAAGGCAUUAGAGUACUUGGCAAGCCCGGGCAUCAAGAAUCGCGAUGAAGAUGACACGACGCCUCGUCGUCCUCUAUCGGCGCUCUCUCGCCCUGACGGACUCUUUCGCUAUGUCUUCAUCCCCGUCAGCAAAGCCGGCUGGGAACUUCGAAAGCAGUUCAAUUUCCAGCGGCAGACAAAGGAAGACCUCAAUGGUGGUGUUCGCCCGGAUAGUGGCAAACCCAUACUGCCCGGCUCCGAAGACUUCCCCGUGGUCGAGUGCUACGUGCACCCCUUCUCGGUGGCCUCCUUUGCGGACGAGACGCUCAACAGGGUACACGCAACAGUCCUCAGCGGGCAGUACAGCAGCCUGGCCUACUUGAUUAUCGACGAAUGGACCCGUCCGACCAACAACUAUGCGCCGCAGUGGUUCAUCAAUGAGCCAACCUACGACUACGACGACUCCACCUUGUCUGCCACCGAGGCCAACGGCUACAUCCUGCUCGCGCCUAGUUCCGACGCGUGCGCGACGCGCAGGCCCACGAGCGUCUCACGUGACCCGUCCGUUGAAGACGACGACGACGCCGACGCCGAUGAUGACGACGACGGAGACAUGAACGAGGUCUGCCACUGGUUCACCCAGUACAACCCGAAAGCAAAGCCGCCGCACGACGCGUCGCGCUCGCCCGUCAAAGUCCGCCGCUCCCGCCGCCUGCAGGAAAAGAUGGGCUUGACGCCGCCGCCAUCGCCUGGCGAGAGCGAACCACCUCUGUCUCCCGUUCGUCGGGGCCCGCUUCGCCCUCGCGACCCCGUUCGGUGCCCGCCGGCGUGGGCGAGGCGGAAUGUGCGGUUUCCUACGCACAGGUUCACGAGCAACGACUGGGCGUAUUUUCGCUAUCAUGUUGCACUCGCGAGCUCUAUCAAGCCUACGCCGCCACCUCGAAAGCGCUCGUCUCGCUCUUCGCGUACGACCUAA